CAGAGGAAGGGUUCCCGGGGGUCACACCAGGCACGCCGUUGACCUCUGGGCAACCAGUUGAUGAGAAAUUUUUCGACGUGGUAGCCCCUCUCAGUGUCCAACUUGCCGUGGUAUACGGAUAUCAAAGACUUGGACUCGGAGCGCUGGGGAACACACUGCUGUCGACAGGGCCGAUUGGCGACCUCGAUGAAUCCGGUUCGGCAUGAGUACUCCCAAUUCGAUACAAGACUGACAGCUUCUGAAUUCUCACCUAAUACUACUCAACCGCAGACGCCUUUGUCUGGCUGAACUUGAACGACCGACUGCCAGCCAUGCCCAGCAGAUUAGUCAGCUCGGAGGCUGGCGAGCACCUCGGCGAGACGUGCGUUCCGGAAGUCGUAUUUCCGGCCGGAAACUCGGACUUUCGGGCGGUGCGGAACCGGUGUGCCCAGGCAUGCCGGGAAUUCAACAACACGCCCGAAGAUGCGGAUCCGGAGAUGCGGAGCCAAAAGUGGCUUGACAUUGUGCGCCCGGACCGUGACCGCAGCGAGGACGGUCCCGCAGUCACCCACGACCUAACGUUUGCCAACCCCAGCCUCAAGGCCAAAACGCCCUUUGUCAAGCCGCCAGUCUGGAUCGACUAUGGCGUCCGGCUCCACGUCGGCGGUUCUACGUUCAUCAACAGGGAUUGCAAGAUCAUGGACACGCCGGUCGCUGACAUUGUGAUUGGCGAGGGCUGCAAUAUUGGGCCCAAUUGUGUGAUUGUUGGGGUUAAACGUAAGUGGCGGCUACCAUGACGCUCCCGUGAGGGAAAGAUUCAUUCGAACCGUGAUGCUUCCCACAAACCAAGGAUCCCCUGCGGCUGGACGAACGCCUCAAGAGACACAGCAUCGGCCAGCCCGUUACAA
This is a messenger RNA of Canariomyces notabilis, 887 nucleotides long. RefSeq lists its product as uncharacterized. Lineage: Eukaryota; Fungi; Ascomycota; Sordariomycetes; Sordariales; Chaetomiaceae. The record is from RefSeq and is a predicted model, not a curated record. The transcript has 3 exons. Bases 312 to 776 code for a protein of 154 amino acids.